GGUGAAUUUUGGGUUCAGAUAUUCUACAGAGGAAAUAAAAUGAAAACAUCUUGUGCAUAUGCACGAUGUACCUCUUUCACGAGACGGAAGGAACUUCUUUCCUCUUCAUGUUCACUGUCGGCGGCCCAGUUUACCGCAGUACCCCAACAUAAUGUAUUUCUUGCUCUUCCUGCUAGUAGGAAGCUGUGGCAACAUAUGCUGCUGCCUGCAGUAGCAGUGGCAAAGAAGGAUGUUAGAGGGAGUGUCAAUCAGGAGGAUGACACGGAGCCCAGUACAAGCGAGGGUAGUAGUGGAAAGUUUGCCAAAGGGUCAGGGACUACAGCAAGAGGGCGCCGUUUAUUGAAAAUUCGGGAGGAAAAGCGGAAACGUGAUCAGGAGCGUCUCCACAAAUAUCCUGCUUGGGCAAAGGUAUUGGAAGAUGCCUGUAGAAAUGAUUCCGAGCUUAGAGCUGUUCUUGGAGAUAGUAUUGGUAACCCUGACCUCAUGAGAAAGAGAGUUGAAGAAAGGGUUCGAACGAGGGGGAGAAAUAUCACAAAAUCUAAAUCCGGCUCUGUCCUUGCAUUCAAAGUUAGCUUUAGAGAUUUUAAUCCUCUUGAUUCAUACAUAUGGUUUGAGUUAUAUGGAUCCCCUUCUGAUCGAGAUGUUGACCUUCUUGGCAGUGUGAUUCAAUCAUGGUAUGUGAUGGGCCGUUUAGGUGCGUUUAACACAGCCAACUUACAGUUAGCAAACUCAUCGAUGGAGCAUGACCCUCUCUAUGACGCUGACAAGGGGUUCAAGGUGAUGCCUUCAUCGUUUCAUGAUAUAAGCGACGUUGAAUUCCAAGACAAUUGGGGCAGGGUCUGGGUGGACCUUGGCACGGCUGAUAUCUUUUCAAUCGACGUGCUUCUUAACUGCUUGACCGUAUUGAGCUCAGAAUAUUUGGGCAUACAACAGGUGGUUUUUGGGGGCCGGAGACUCGGGGACUGGGAAGAAGGGAUGACGAGCACUGAGUUUGGGUAUAAAUCCUUCAAAAUAUGAAUGAUUUUUUCUGCUACGAAGUAAGGCUGAUGUUUUAUUUCGAUAGUGAGCAGAGGUUUUCAUCUUCUUGUUAAAACCAUUGUUGUUGUUCGAGUUGAAUGUGAUGAUCUCUUUUCUAUCUUUCUCUAACUCAAACAUAUUUCCUAAAUCAUAUCAUCAAUUCACUGUAAAUUUAUGUGAAAUUUUACAAAUUGCUUGGAAGUA
Salvia miltiorrhiza (redroot sage) is the source of this 1221-nucleotide messenger RNA. RefSeq lists its product as uncharacterized. The record is from RefSeq and is a predicted model, not a curated record. Bases 40 to 1017 code for a protein of 325 amino acids. The transcript has 9 exons. NCBI's taxonomy places the organism in Eukaryota, Viridiplantae, Streptophyta, Magnoliopsida, Lamiales, Lamiaceae.